AACAGCUACUAAGCUGGGCGCGUCCUUAGCGGCCAAACCUGAAGCUGUGAGUCAGGUUCCUCGAUAAUAUCAGCUUUAUCGUGCGUUUUUGUUGCCCCAACGCAUUGCAGAUGUUCGCGGACUUUGUCGCCAGGUUGACCCCGUCGCCGGCACCGGUCAGGCUGACUGUGACAGCUACUGAAGCUCAGGAACGAAGAUUCCCACUUUCCGGCUCGCACUCUCAAGAGCCCCGGCAGCGGCUCGACGACAGGGGACUCCAGAACCUCCUGAGUACCAUGCACACGACGGCCACCAGCUCGCCCUCUUCCCGAGUCAAGGCGGCUGGAGCCGCCAGCAGUGUCAGCAGCGCCCGUAGUUGGGCGCAGGGCCUGUGCGCGGCGCGACCGCUCGUGUCCAUGUUCGGCGCUGCAUGCGCCAUCAUGCUGCUUCUCACUCUGGUGCUCUGGCUGAGCAGCGCCUACAGCGACCGAACCAGCCCGCACUGCGACACGCUCGAGUGCCGUUACUACAGCCAGUACCUCGACGACAUCGCGAACACGUCGGUCGACCCUUGCCACGACUUUUACAUGCACGUCUGUUCUCGCUGGGUGUCUCGCGACCGGCGCUCGGUCAAGCAAGCCGUGUACGAGGAGUAAGUGAGGGAGCGC
Molecule: messenger RNA, 647 nt
Organism: Dermacentor andersoni
Lineage: Eukaryota; Metazoa; Arthropoda; Arachnida; Ixodida; Ixodidae
Biological process (GO): proteolysis
Molecular function (GO): metalloendopeptidase activity
Source: RefSeq, a predicted model, not a curated record